Scleropages formosus (Asian bonytongue) is the source of this 5581-nucleotide messenger RNA. It is a transcript of the gene abcc10, whose product is annotated as ATP-binding cassette, sub-family C (CFTR/MRP), member 10. Bases 407 to 4999 code for a protein of 1530 amino acids. The record is from RefSeq and is a predicted model, not a curated record. Gene Ontology annotation, biological process: transmembrane transport. Gene Ontology annotation, cellular component: membrane. Lineage: Eukaryota; Metazoa; Chordata; Actinopteri; Osteoglossiformes; Osteoglossidae. The transcript is spliced from 23 exons. Gene Ontology annotation, molecular function: ABC-type transporter activity; ATP binding; ATP hydrolysis activity.
CAGAACUCAUUGACUGAGCUUCCUAAAGUCCCGGUAGUGACGUCAGUAUGCGCGCGCCCCGUCAAGCAGCUGUCGCUUCUCGCCGGUGUUAGUUUGUUCGUUCGUUCGCGUGCAGGUUGUGUGUUGGAAUAUAUGUUUUAUAAGUUGUUUUGACUGUGAAGAAAUGAAAUAAGGAGGCCACGGUACCGGCUCAGGGCAGCAGUCUGUUACAGGGCGCAGACGUAAAUGUUCAUUCAUCGGAGGCAAUUUAGAGACGCUGGGUCAUCUGAGCCGUAUGUCUUUGGAAGGUGAGAGGAAGCCCACACAAACGCAACUGUUCACAGGGAGCUGACGCUGGAUUCGGGCUGAAAAUCCCGGAGCUGGAUGCUUUUAAAUUUCCUACAGAUUUCUGACUCCAUGCUAUUAAAUGGCUCAAUUUUUCGAAGAAUUCUGUCACACAGACGGAUCGGACCCCUUUCCAAUCUGGCAGAACAAAACCAUCAGUUCCUGCUUCAACAAGCUGAUGCUUAAUUCUUUGCCACAUGGUCUUCUCGCUAUCACCAGUGCAUGUUAUCUGAAUAUACCAAGAUGCAGCCGCAUCACUUCUUCUACCUCAUAUGGCUGGGGCAUCAGGAUAGUUGUGGCAUUUUUGAUGGCAGUACUUUUUGUUUUGGAUGUUGUUAUAGUAGGUCUACUACAUCUACCAACAAUGUACCUUGACAUUCUGGCUGAUGGAUGUGCCACCCUUGGUUGGUCUGUGCACUUCAUGUCACUGGUUGUUUUACAGAAAUCAGUUUACAGUGCAACCAGAGGUCCUGUUUGCUUGCUGAUUCUUGCCAUCAUGCCAGUUUUUACACUGACUGUUACCAUGGUUUCCUACUGCCAGGACAGUAUCUGUCUGGACAUUUCUCAGCCCUUUAGCGUGAUGCGGCUGACUCUAGUAGCCAGCCAACUCUUCCUGCUUUUUGUGUAUUUCCUGGCAUUUGCGGUCCCAUGCCAGGCUGAACAUGUGGAGCUCAUCUCAGUCAACGACUCAGAUCAGACCCCCCUAAUUCCUGGAGGAGUUCACUUUGGGCAGGAUGGGCAAAUUGUCGGAGAUGAUGGGGCCACCUGGCUGUCCAGGAUCUUUUACCUCUGGUUAAACCCUCUUAUGAAACGUGGUCAAAACAUGGAACUCGAAAGACCUUCGGAUGUCUGUCUGCUACCCUGUCACCUUCAGACAAGGGUUGUCCGCCAGAACUUUGACCGCUGUUGCGGGAAGUCUAGGCAUGAGGAGGUUGCGUUCGAGGAUGAGGCUGGACACAGGAGAAGAGAAGACCUCUGUAAAGAUGGAGUAUUCCGAGAGCGCUCUGAAAUCCGCCUUCUUCCAGUGCUGCACAAGGCCUUCGGGCUGAAGUACUACUUGCUAGGUGUGGUGAAGUUGCUUGGGAACAUGCUGGGUUUUGCAGGACCAUUGCUCCUCAGCAGCCUUGUGGCCUUCAUGGAAGACAGCCAAGCACCCAUUAGCCAAGGACUAUGGUGCUCCUUGGGUCUGUUCACGAGCACUUUGCUCUCUGCUGUCCUCCGUAAUAUUUUCACAUUUGAAGUGUCCAAAGUUUCACUUUCUGCCCGUGCUGCAGUAAUCUCUGCCAUUUACCGCAAGGCCUUGCGGGUGAGCAGCACUACACUUGCUCAGUUUAACUUGGGUGAAAUUGUCAACUUCAUGAGUACAGACACUGACCGGCUGGUAAACUUCUUCAAUAAUUUUCACGAUAUUUGGAAUCUUCCCCUGCAAUUUGCAGUCACCCUAUACCUCUUUUAUGUGGAAGUGGGUGUGGCAUUCUUGGGAGGAUUGGGUUUUGCCCUUCUGCUGAUACCUCUUAAUAAGGUCAUUGCCACCCGUAUCAUGAAGAACAACAAGGACAUGCUACAGAGCAAGGACAGCCGUGUCAAGCUAAUGACAGAAAUGCUGUUUGGGAUGAGGGUGAUCAAGUUCUACACCUGGGAGCAUCACUUCAUACAGAAAAUUGGUGACUGCCGCAAACGGGAACUGUCUCAUCUGAAAAAAAUCAAAUACCUUGACGCUGUGUGUGUCUACAUCUGGGCAGCACUACCUGUCUUAAUUUCCAUUACCACCUUUGUCACUUAUGUGCUGUUGGGCAAUGAGCUUACUGCUGCCAAGGUUUUCACAACGCUGGCCUUAGUGGGUAUGCUCAUCUUGCCCCUUAAUAACUUUCCCUGGAUCUUGAACAGCACCAUUGAGGCCAAAGUGUCACUGGACCGUAUCCAAUGCUUUCUAAGGCUUUCCGACCAGGACAUGGAUAUGUACUACAGCAGUGCACCACCUGAAGAACCACUUAUUGCUGUCCAGCUGAAGAACAGCUCUUUUUCUUGGAGGGGUGCUGAUAACACUAAUCUUGCCCCGAGUGAGGCAUCUUCCCCAGAUGGCACUUUUCUGCUUCAUAACAUCAGCUUUGCUAUUAAAGAGGGGUCCCUGGUUGCUGUGGUAGGAAAAGUUGGCUGUGGAAAGAGCUCACUAUUGGCCGCCAUCGCUGGAGAGCUGAUCCGGUGUGGCGGUGUGGUUUAUGUCCAGGGAAGAGAAAAUGGAUUUGCCAUGGCUGCCCAGGAGCCUUGGAUCCAGCACGGAUCAGUCCGAGACAACAUCUUAUUUGGCAAAGAAUACAAUAGCCACUUCUACCAAUCAGUGAUUGAGGCUUGUGCUCUUACUGAAGACCUCAAUAUACUGCCCGGUGGGGACAGGACAGAGGUUGGGCCGAACGGAGUCACGCUAAGUGGGGGACAGAAAGCUCGACUUGCCUUGGCUAGAGCCGUCUACAUGGAGAAGGACAUUUACCUUCUUGAUGAUCCUCUUGCUGCAGUGGAUGCUGAUGUGGCGAAACACCUCCUGGAAAAAUGCUUAAUGGGAAUCCUCAAGAAUAAGACUAGAAUACUAUGUACCCAUCGUAUAGAAUUUCUUGACAAAGCUGACAUUGUAGUUCUUAUGGAUAAUGGCAUGAUUGUGAAAAUAGGUAGUCCCAAUAAAAUCCUCCCUGAGGUGGAGCCAGUGCCGAAGAACAGAAAUAAAAAUGACAACAAGAAAGAGAACGAUGGGGUGAACAGAGAGUUGGAGCAGAAGCAAGAUGAAGAUGAAUUCUGCGAACAGCCAUCUCUAAUACACUGUGUCAUGGGUGAAGAGCAGAAACAGACGGGCGUAGUCACUUGUAGAGUGUACCGCUCAUACUGGCUCGCAGUGGGAGGCGUCCUUGGAUUUACUAUACUUUUCUUUCUGUUCCUCAUGCAAGCUUCUAAAAACAUAUCAGACUGGUGGCUGGCUCAUUGGAUCACCAACAUUAAGAACAAUGAGAACUUCACUCAUAGGGAUCUGUUGUUACACAGUCUUUCACCAAGUAUGCCACUGUUGCAAGCAAUGAUGUCACCAAAUCAUUUCAGCAAUCAAAAUGUCAAUGUGACUGGUCAGCUGGAGUUCUACUUAACUGUGUAUGUGUCUAUCGCUGCUGCCAACUCAGUCUUUACCAUCAUCCGAGCAUUUGUCUUUGCUUAUGGAGCCAUUUGUGCCGCCACGGUCAUUCACAACCGACUGCUGGACAGAGUGCUAAAGGCUACUGUGACCUUCUUUGAUUCCACUCCACUUGGCCAGAUCAUCAAUCGCUUCUCAUCAGAUUUGUACAGUGUGGACGAUAUGCUGCCCUUUGUUCUCAAUAUCCUGCUAGCUAAUAUUUUUGGCCUACUGGGAAUGAUAGUUAUGAUGAGCUAUGGCCUACCAUGGAUUCUGCUGCUAUUAUUGCCAUUGGGGGUGCUCUACUAUAAAAUCCAGCACUUCUACCGUCAUACCUCCCGUGAACUCAAACGCCUCUACGCCAUUACCCUUUCCCCCAUCUACACCCACUUCUCUGAGACUCUCACAGGAUUGUGUACCAUCCGAGCCAGCUGCAGCAGUCUUAGGUUUGAGGAGGAGAAUGAAAGCCGUCUGGAAAGAAACCAGCGGUGUCUGUUUGCUGGCAAUGCAGCUAUGCAAUGGUUAGACAUUCGCCUACAGAUGAUUGGUGUUUUGGUAGUGACAGGCCUCAGUGUGAUUGCUAUAAUUCAGCACCAGGCUAAAUCUAUUGACACAGGCCUUGUGGGUCUUUCUCUGUCUUAUGCUCUCUCAAUCACUGGCUUACUUUCUGGGCUCAUCUUCAGCUUCACACAGAUGGAAACUCAAAUGAUUAGCGUGGAGCGGACGGAAGAGUACUCCACUGACAUCCCAGCUGAGCCUCAGCAUGGAAGUUUGGAGGUGUCCUCCUUGUGGCCAGAACAUGGGCAGGUCGAGUUCCAAAAAGCUGUACUAGUGUACCGUUCAGGUUUGCCAAAUGCUUUAGAUGAGUUAAGUGUAGUCAUCCAGGCUGGAGAGAAGGUUGGAGUGGUGGGCCGAACAGGUUCUGGCAAGUCCACUAUGUUCUUAGCCCUUUUCCGAAUGUUGGAGCUGAGCAGCGGGAAGAUUCUGGUGGACAAGGUGGACAUUAGCAAGAUGGGCCUGGAACAGCUAAGGUCCAAGCUGGCCAUCAUCCCACAGGACCCAUUCCUUUUCAGUGGGACUGUACGGGAAAACCUGGACCCCUGUGGAAUUCACUCCGAUGCUCAGCUACUAGAUGUACUGGAACAGUGUCACCUCAUGCAGGCAGUCAACAGAAUGGGGGGGCUGAAUGCCGAAGUGGGGGAGAAGGGGAAGUCUCUGUCAGUGGGGCAGAGGCAGUUGCUGUGUCUCGCACGGGCCUUGCUGACCCAGGCCAAGAUAUUAUGUAUUGAUGAAGCUACAGCCAGUGUUGACCAGCAAACAGACAAGCUGCUGCAGCAGACAAUUAGGGAGAAGUUUAAAGACAGAACUGUGCUUACAAUAGCUCAUAGAAUAAAUACCAUUAUGGACUCUGACAAGGUGUUGGUAAUGCACGCAGGGAAGGCUGUGGAAUUUGACACUCCUGAAGUUCUAAUGCAAAGAGAAGAUUCAAUAUUCUACAAAUUAAUCCAUGUGCACUCAGAAUAAGGGCCAAACCUUGUGGACCAUGUUUAUAACUUUUUGUACUGUAGAAAUGCAUGUUUAUAUCGGGAUGAAUGACUACUUGAAAUUGACAAGAGUGAUUCUGUAUCUGGUAAGUUAAAAUCGGUUAAAUUAAGGAAGUAAGAAGGCUAUUGUAAAGGAGAGCAUGGGUGACAAAUUGUUGGAUAUGUUGUGGGCCUUUUUAAAUACUCAACUACAGGGUUCCCUUGCAUAUGUACCUGCUCAUAUAUUCUCAUAAAAGGAAAAAAGUACAUUAGAUGAAUACCUAAACAUACAGCAGGAAGAAAAAUGUUGCUAUUAAAGAAAAAAAAGCAAACAUUGUUUUAAUGUUAGUUAUGGGUUUACUGCAAAAUACAUGAAUACAGAACUACAGUUUUUAGCCUUUUACUCAGCAUUCCACAAAGUUUUAUAAGAUCACAAUGCAAUGGUCCACAAAUGCCAUGUUUAUGGGAUUUGAAAUUAAGUUUUGGACAAAUGACACUGUACUAAAGAAAAGGCUGAGAUCUGCAUUUUGAUGUUCAGAAGUAGUCCAAAAACAUUAGCAACUUCUUUAAAAAAAAAAAAAAA